Messenger RNA from Cucurbita maxima (winter squash), 1252 nucleotides. RefSeq names its product nuclear transcription factor Y subunit C-2-like. Gene Ontology annotation, molecular function: protein heterodimerization activity; DNA-binding transcription activator activity, RNA polymerase II-specific; DNA binding. The transcript is spliced from 2 exons. Lineage: Eukaryota; Viridiplantae; Streptophyta; Magnoliopsida; Cucurbitales; Cucurbitaceae. The record is from RefSeq and is a predicted model, not a curated record. The coding region runs from base 182 to 991 and encodes 269 amino acids. Gene Ontology annotation, cellular component: nucleus. Gene Ontology annotation, biological process: regulation of DNA-templated transcription.
CUCUCUCUCUCUCUCUCUCCUUCAAGACCUUCGUUGAAGCCUUCUCAAUCUCUCUCUCUCUCUCUCUCUCCAUUGUUUUCUCUGUUUUUUCUCUUAGGGUUUCUGCUCUGCUACUGAUGAGCUUUGCCGGAGUACUUGUUUGAAAGUCAGAGUGUGCAAAAUAUACUACGUAUUGUGAGCCAUGGAUCAAUCAGAGCGUUCUCAGCAUCAGCAACAAUCCCAGCAGGCUGCAGGCGGUGUUGGUGCAGGACAAUUACCAUAUUCUAAUCCUUACCAAACAGCUCCAAUGGGGGCGUCUGGAACGCCUGCUAUUACGAUUCCCCCGACUCAGCAACCAUCCAGUUUCUCCAACUCUCCACACCAGCUUGCCUUUCAGCAGGCUCAGCACUUCCACCAGCAGCAGCAGCAACAACAGCAACAACAGCUCCAAAUGUUUUGGGCAAACCAAAUGCAAGAGAUUGAACAAACAACUGACUUUAAGAACCACAGUCUCCCCCUUGCUCGAAUCAAGAAAAUAAUGAAAGCGGAUGAAGACGUCCGAAUGAUUUCAGCUGAAGCACCAGUUAUAUUUGCAAAGGCGUGUGAAAUGUUCAUCUUGGAGUUGACUCUGCGAUCCUGGAUUCAUACAGAAGAGAACAAAAGGAGAACUUUACAGAAGAACGAUAUUGCAGCUGCAAUUUCGAGGACCGAUGUCUUCGAUUUCUUGGUUGAUAUUAUUCCUAGAGAUGAACUGAAAGAGGAAGGUCUCGGAAUCACAAAGGCUUCUAUUCCUGUAGUUGGUUCCCCGGCCGAUCUUCCUUAUUACUAUGUUCCAUCACAACAUCCAGUGAGUGCUACAGGGAUGAUCAUGGGGAAGCAAUUAGAUCAAGCGAACAUGUACGGUGCCACUGCUCAACAGCCCCGACCUCCGAUACCUUUCAUGCCAUGGCCGCAUACUCAAGCUCAGCAGCAGCAGCAGCAACAACAAACUCAGCAGCAAAGUGACGCAUAGGUAAAAGUAGUAGAGAUCGCUUUCUGGACGGUCAUGAUAUGAUUGGUAGAGGCGAUGAUACCACCAAGUGACGUUUUUAUGUGUUUAAUUGUCUGAUUUAGUCCAUAAAAAAUAGGUGUAGUAGAGAUCUUAUCUUGUCAAUGAUGACAAGUUUCAGUUGAGUUUGUAUGAUGAGAGGGUGUUCAUCACUUAUUACUCUGAUUAUCUAUUUACUAUAAUGUACAACAAUGCUUGUGGAAGAGGAUUCAACUUUGCCAAAAA